Dermacentor silvarum is the source of this 4350-nucleotide messenger RNA. It is a transcript of the gene l(2)dtl, whose product is annotated as denticleless protein homolog. Gene Ontology annotation, biological process: proteasome-mediated ubiquitin-dependent protein catabolic process. Gene Ontology annotation, molecular function: protein-macromolecule adaptor activity; protein binding. Lineage: Eukaryota; Metazoa; Arthropoda; Arachnida; Ixodida; Ixodidae. The record is from RefSeq and is a predicted model, not a curated record. The transcript has 16 exons. Gene Ontology annotation, cellular component: nucleus. The coding region runs from base 138 to 1658 and encodes 506 amino acids.
CCCGCCCGAAUUGUUUUUUGCGCGAAAAGUAGCUCGGUAUCCGAACGACCGUUUGAUAGAGCGUUGAAGUUCGAUGCGAGUGAAAAUUAGUGCCUGGAAAGUUUGACUCUGCGUCGAAACUGUGAGGAGGGACGACGAUGGGUCCCAGCAUGCUAAACCAGCUUCGGGGAAACGAAUACUUUCGUCGGUCUGUGAACGACGGGCGGACGUGCGCGCUGACCUAUUCCGUCCUCAAGAAUCUCCACAGCCGGGCUAUAAACGAAUACGUCAUCCGAAACGACGGCCAAGAAGUUCCCCCGCUUGCCUGCACCUACUUUUCAGAGCCAGACCUUCACGACCUCCUGGCAGUGGCCGACGAGGAUGGCACGGUGCACAUGUUGCGGACCCAUCAGCCUGACAACCGCCUUACCUUGGAGACCACGUUUCAGACACAUGAGAACGCAAUCUUUGACAUGUGCGCGAGGCCUGGGCGGCGGCACCUUGCCACCGCGGCCGGAAACCUGGCCAUUACUCUCUGGGACCUUGACCAGCAGACGGCGGUGUCGAGCUACCGAGCUCACAAGGGCAGCGUCAAGUGUGUCCGCUUCCUUCCGGGCCACUCUGAUGUGUUUGCAUCGGGAUCCCGAGAUGGUGCCGUGAUGGUCUGGGACGCCCGCUGCUCCGAACCUCAGGUGACCAUUCCCAGGGCACACUGCACAGUGUCCGGAGUCACGCCCAGCAGGAAGAGAAACAACCUUGGCAGGAAGGUGUUGUUGCAGCCCACAACACCCGGCAGCGUGACUGCCUGCGCAUUCCGUGACGAGCACCACUUGGUUACGUGUGGUGCCAACAAUGGGGAAGUGAAAGUGUGGGACUUGCGAAAGAACUACCAGCUCUUCAAGAAUGAUCCCCGGCCAGUCACUGCCUUUCCCUACGCAGGGCGGAGCACGGCCAUUCACGGCUACACCAGCAUGGUGCUGGACGCGUCGAGAAGGCGUGCCUUCGUCAGCUGCACGGACCACAACAUCUACGAGUUUGACCUGCUGGCCAGCGACACGUCCGAACCCUUGGGGACUUAUUGUGGACACAGCAUAAAGAGCUUCUAUGUCAAGCUGGCCCUGAGCUGCGAUGGCCGUUUCCUGGCCAGUGGCUCUUCGGACUCGGCAGCGUACAUUUGGCAGGUAGGCUCGCCAGGGUUGCCCAAGCUGCGGCUCGCCGGCCACGAAGGUGAAGUGGCCGUACUUGCCUGGGACUGCUCUCACCCAGCCAGGCUGGCCACAUGUGGGGAUGACUUUCGGGUGCUGCUCUGGGAUUCAGCAGGCACGGAAGAAGACAUGGCCACGAAGGACUGUACGCGUGCCGAAGCCUUCACUCUUGCAGAGAGUGCAGAACCACCGGUCAGCGCAUCACCCAGCUUGGCCCGGCUUGCACCACCGCACCCUUCGACGGGCAGUCUUCGAACACCCACAAGGAGGAGGUCGUCGAUGGCCGACUGGCUGACGCCACCCACCAAGCGCAGGCUAACCAGUGUUGCCAGCACCACACCUGGAGCUUGGGGCCAUGGUACACGCGUGGAGGGUGACUCAGUGUCGUCGGAUGGUGACUCGCUGCCACGGCCCGUCUCCUCCGUCUGCCGAUGCCGUGCUCUCCCCGAGAAAGAAGGUCGACAAUGCCUUUAACCUUCCUCAGCGGCGCUUGCUUCCCCACCUCAACGCCCUCGAAGAUGGUACAGAGAAAGGUGCCAGCAUGCCAGUUGUGACAACGUGCGACCUGGAAAACUGGCCCCAACAGGCGCUGGAAACACCGCCACGGCCUGCGGCGUCCUCCGAGACGAUGUUGUCCCCUCCGAGUGCAUCGCGCAGCCGCAAGCAGCACAAGGUCAUGACGAGGCUCUUCAAGAAGCAGACGCUCUCCGCUGUUGACAAGGGAAAGAGCAAGGCAAAGAGGGCGCUGCUGAACACACAGCAGCAAAUAACAUCUUUCUUCAAGCGCUGACAAUGGAGCAACGUUUGGCCCACAUCGUCUCUGCCCGUGCCAGUUUUCCCAACUGGCUAGCCACUCACUGCCGCUGCUGCAGACAGGUCAACAAAAGUAACCUCCUCACCACUGGAGUGGACUGCAUGCUAGCGCUAGCCUUCCUGCAUUUUUAAUGUCAGGCCAAAUGGAUUGCCAACUUUACCAUGUGAACAAAAUGAAAAGUGUACGACUUUGUUGCAUUGUUUUUACUCCUUGUGCUUUUAUGGCACUCUUAUGUGGCAUGCGCUUGGCAGCACCUACCAAUGACAAUAAAUUCUUUGAGUUAGUUUUUUUUUUUUUUGUGAUAUAAAAAAGAAAGGCAAGGAGGCUUUGUGUCUUAGUGUAUUUAUUGUGGUUUUAGGAUUUCACGUGGUAUAUAACGCGUGUGCUUUGGUACAGCAUUUAGAAUAGUGGUUUCUUGACCUUCUAUUUGUAGUACUAUAGGUGCAAGUUGCUGUGUAUUCUUGUAUAAAAGUUGCUUUUCUUUUUUAAUACUUUAGCUCGGAUGUCGUGCCACACCUAAGGUUGCACGAUGAUAAAUCUGCUGGCCUUUCCUCACAAAAUGGGACCAGUGUGUUCAGUACAUUGUGGAUUGCAUUGAUAUUGAGGGGUGCAGCCCUUGCACUAGAGUACACAGACCGUGGCAUUGAAUGUUCAUUGAGCAAUGUUGCUAACUGUGUUAUGUUGGCCUGGAUCACAGCGCUCGUUCACAGGAUUGUGACCAGUGCUUUGAAAUAUCAAUGUUUGUCUUGCAAGACUGAAAAAAAGUUCUAAAAUAAAUACUACUGUAUUUGUUGCCAGAAACUUUGCUAAAAGCUACAGCUUGUUACGGCAGGUGUCCUUAUAAUGUGCUUACCUAAGUAUUGGUGAUGUGUAGUUCCCAGCAAUAGUUUUUCACAUCUCCCAUUUAUUUCCAUGGAACCUGCAAGUGGGGCUUUGCAGCAAGAGCUUGUUAAUUCCAGAUUUUUUGUCGCACAUGAAAAAUGUCCCAUUAUCUGAGUAAUUAAUUUUCAAACGUGCAAAGAAAAUUGUGAUUAAUGCCGCAGCAUAUUUUACAGAAUAAUUCUUUCAAGCUCUUUCUGUAGUUUCCUCAAAAUUGGUACGCAAGCGCUUUUCCUCAGCUAGCACAGAAAUUAUCUGAAAAUUUGGCACGAAAUAUCUCCGGAAUAACAAGGACUGUGCAGCUUCUGUAAUUGUGACAGCGAUGGCAGUCUGACAAGUGCAUCAUCUUCAACCCCGGUCACACGGGGAACUUUCGAUUGCGAUUGAAUUUCUGAACAGUAAUGGGCCCCCUUCACAGCUUGCGCAAUGUACCCAAUCAAGAUCGAGUAAGUCAAGCUCGAUUGGGCUAAAUCACAAUGAAAAGUGCUCCAACUGUCACUUGUAUUAAUGUACCCACUGGCUACGGCUCUUGACUACGGCUGGCUGUGUUGUGGUCCCUUGUGGUGUCCAUAUGGAAGCUCGACAUCUAACUUGUCGGAAUUGGAGAGCAUUUGCUGCCGUAAAUAAUGCAGUGAAAUUAAUGUAUAGCAAGCCAGCAAAAUAGCUGCAAGUUUUACUUAGUUCACAAUUCUAAAUGUAAGUUACGUGAAGUUUUAUACCAUUAGAACGCCUAACUUUGUGUACCCCCAAAGUUACUCACUUAUGAAGAAAGGCAUUGACUGUAUGGAGGGUGUCCCAAAGUUGUGAAAUAGUGUUUUCUGACCAGCAUACAUGCAGCCACAUACAUUGCACCAGCAUGUUGAUGCAAAAAUGUUUUUUUAAGGUGCUGUUGGCGUAGCAUGUCUUCGUGUACAGAUGUGGUGUUUGGAAUCCACGUAAUGGCCAUGCCAUGGUGCAAGGAGGUUUCCUUUUUUUUUUUCUCUUUUUUUUCAUUCUCUUUUUUUGCUUUCUUUUUUUCCUUAGUCCUGUACAAGCGAGCCAUAUGUAGCCUAUUGGUGCUACAUGGAGUUCGAUCUAACGGUUGUGGAUGCAACCUUUGUCCUAUGCAACCGAAUAUAUUGCCAUCUUGCAGCUUCACAGUGUUGUGAAAUUCAGUAUAUUCAAAUCUGACUCUGCGGGCAUCGGAUGGAAAAGUGGACUCCUCGUUUGGAAGGCUUUGACUUACGAGCUUUCAGCAUAUUGUGAAAGUUUAUUGCUCUGCAUUACUUUAAAAAAAAUUUAAUACAAGUGAAAUUGUGUCAACACCCUGCCACAAAAUAGUGUUUCAUUCAUGUGUCAUAGUUUUAAACAUUCCUUUCUCUGCUCAUGUCAUUCAUACUGUGCCUGCACUAGUAAACAAGUUCUGCUUGUUCAAUAACAUUUGUUCCGCAAAUGUUUUUCAUUACUGCAUGUGACAAUAAAGAUAAAAGACUG